Molecule: messenger RNA, 1927 nt
Organism: Durio zibethinus
Lineage: Eukaryota; Viridiplantae; Streptophyta; Magnoliopsida; Malvales; Malvaceae
Source: RefSeq, a predicted model, not a curated record
UCCCUCGGUGGCUUGUGAUUUUUUUUCAGAAUUGGACAAAAAUGGAGAAGAUGAUGAUUUGGAAGCAGAGACAUAAUCAACUCUGGUUUGUUGUUCUUGUCUCCUUUGUUUUUUGCUUGGUUUUGCUUUGCUUGGAUUAUUCAGUUUUAUCUGGUGCCAAGAAUGGAGUCUCCUUCAUAGUCCACAGUUUUGACUAUGCUCUCAACACCCAGAGAACUGGCCAAUUUGUUGCCAUUGACAAACAUGGUGAAACUUCUGCCCCACCUUCCAUUGUCACCAGCAAUCAAGCUUAUAAAGAUGCACAGGAUUUUCCUGUCCUGGAAAAUAAUGUUACAUUGGAUAAUAAUGUGAAGGAAGAAAACAAGGUUCAGGUUCAGGUUCAGGAUGUUGCUGAUCAACAACCUGGUAGUGAUUGGAAAAGAGAGGAUCCAUGUUCAGGUAAAUACAUAUAUGUUCACCAUCUUCCAAGUAGAUUCAAUUAUAAUGUGCUCAAGGAUUGUCGAAUGCUUAACAAAUGGUUUGAUAUGUGUCCAUCCCUGAUGAAUUCAGGGUUCGGUCCAAAGGUUGAAAGCCCACGAGGGGUUUUAUCUGACAGGAAUUGGUUUGAAACAAACCAGUUCCUUCUAGAAGUCAUUUUCCAUCAUAGGAUGAAGCAAUACAAAUGUUUAACCAAUAAUUCAUCAUUGGCUUCAGCUAUUUUUGUACCCUUUUAUGCUGGCCUAGAUAUUGGUCGUUUUCUUUGGGGUUAUAACACAUCCAUAAGAGAUUCUUCUGCUUAUGAUUUGGUCAAUUGGCUUGGAAAAGAAGCUGAAUGGAAACGGAUGUGGGGUAGAGAUCAUUUCUUUGUUGCAGGGAGGAUUGCUUGGGAUUUUCGGAGACAAACAGGAAAAGAAUCCGAUUGGGGCAGCAGGCUUAUGUCUUUGCCUGAAUCCAUGAAUAUGACAAUGUUAACUAUAGAAACAAGCUCGUGGAGCAAUGAAUUUGCCAUACCAUACCCAACUUACUUUCAUCCAUCAAGCCACAGAGAGGUAAUCCGUUGGCAGAAAAGAAUGAGAAGUCGAAAAAGGCGACACCUAUUCUCAUUUGCUGGUGCUCCACGUCCAAGUAUGAAUGACUCAAUCCGGGGCAAGAUUAUCAACCAAUGUUUAGCCUCAAAAAACACAUGCAAGUUUCUUGAUUGUCAGUCUAGUGGAAACAGGUGUGAUACUCCAGUUGAAGUAAUUAAGGUGUUUCGAGACUCCAUUUUUUGCUUACAGCCUCCAGGGGAUUCAUACACUCGGCGCUCAACAUUUGAUUCGAUCCUGGCAGGGUGCAUUCCUGUUUUCUUCCAUCCUUAUUCUGCAUAUGCACAAUAUACAUGGUACUUUCCAAAGAACUAUACCAAAUAUUCUGUGUACAUUCCUGCCAAUGACAUAAAUGAUGGCAGGGUGAGCAUCAAUAAAGCACUUUCUCAGUUUCCGAAAGGCCAAGUAUUAGCUAUGAGAAAACAGGUGCUAAAGCUAAUACCAAAGGUGAUAUAUGCAGAUCCCAUGUCCAGAUUGGAGCUUUUUGAGGAUGCAUUUGACGUUGCGGUUAAAAAAGUUCUUGAGAGAGUGGAGAAAGUUAGGAAAGAUAUUAAGAAAGGAAAGGAUCCCAGUGUUGAUUUUGCUGUAGAGAACCGCUGGAAGUUGAAAUUAUCUGGAAUAGUGGGAGACCAUUCAUUGGAGCAACUAAUUUAGACAAUGAAGAAGAGCAUAGAAAUGCAAGAUUAGACAAAAAUUAGUGCAUUACUUAUGUGACUGGGAUUAAUGAGGAGUAAAGAAAACAAACUCCUGCUUUGAUCUCGAUUGUUUAUUUCUUUUCCUUGAUUGAAUUUUUGCAUUGGGUAACUGGAUGGUUGAUCAUCUGUUUGUCCUCUUCGUAUUCCUGAGCUGUAAGUGAAAAUAGG